AUGACGGACAAUUCUCACAUAUAUAUUGGAACCGCCUUCGUGGCGGGCGUGGUCCUCUCGAUAGCUUUCAAGGACCUGUUCUAUCCGGAGCUCGAGGAGCGCAUCAGAGAGUACCGUCGUCAUCGAUCUGCCAGAUCGCUCCAGGACGCUUCUACGGAUCCGCUUAUUGCGAGGCAUGGACCUCCCGCGAUCGUAGAGGGAAUUGAGGGCUGCAUAGGAAAUACUCCCCUGCUGCGAAUAAAGUCUUUGUCCGAUGCGACGGGGUGCGAAAUCCUUGGCAAGGCAGAAUUUCUCAAUGGAGCCGGCCAAAGCUCAAAAGACCGCGUGGCCUUGAGUAUGAUUGAAAUAGCAGAGGAGAAAGGCCUAUUGACUCCCCAUUCGGGAGAUACGGUCUACGAAGGUACAAGCGGCUCGACUGGCAUCUCAUUGGCGACAUUGGCUAGAGCAAAGGGAUACUUGGCACACAUCUGUAUGCCAUCUGACCAGGCCAUCGAAAAGUCAAAUCUACUCUUGAAACUAGGAGCAAUCGUCGAUCGCGUGCCGCCGGCUCCUAUUGUAGAAAAAGACAACUUUGUCAACCGCGCAAGAGCACUUGCCCAUACACAUUCUUCUUCGUCAGACGGCUCGAAUGGAAGAGGAUACUUUGCAGACCAAUUCGAGAAUGAGGCAAACUGGAGGGCUCAUUAUAACGGCACCGGCCCCGAGCUUUACGCCCAGUGCAAUGGGUCGAUGGAUGCAUUUGUUGCAGGUGCCGGAACUGGAGGCACCAUCUCUGGCGUCGCCCUCUUCCUCAAACCCAAGAUCCCGAACCUCACCGUUGUGGUAGCCGAUCCUCAAGGGAGUGGAUUAUACAAUCGGGUCCGUUACGGAGUCAUGUUCGAUCCGAAGGAGAAGGAGGGAACCCGACGUAGGAGACAAGUCGAUACUAUCGUGGAGGGCAUUGGAAUCAACCGCGUGACAGCAAACUUUGAAGUAGGACGAGAGCUCGUUGACGAUGCCGUGAGGGUCACGGAUGCGCAGGCUCUAGCAAUGGCUAGGUGGCUUGUGGAGAAAGACGGAAUCUUCGUCGGGAGCAGCAGUGCUGUGAACUGCUUUGCAGCCGUAAAGACGGCUAUGAAAUUGGGACCCGGUCAUCGAAUUGUUACAAUGCUUUCUGACUCGGGUUCAAGACAUCUUUCGAGAUUUUGGGCGAAAGCUGGGGACGUAGGUGGCGCUGUCGACACGAAGCUGGAGGACGUCUUGAACGCGAAAGAGGACCAGUAA
Messenger RNA from Aspergillus calidoustus, 1263 nucleotides. The record is from the annotation of a GenBank genome assembly. NCBI's taxonomy places the organism in Eukaryota, Fungi, Ascomycota, Eurotiomycetes, Eurotiales, Aspergillaceae.